Pelagomonas calceolata is the source of this 1280-nucleotide messenger RNA. NCBI's taxonomy places the organism in Eukaryota, Pelagophyceae, Pelagomonadales, Pelagomonadaceae. The record is from the annotation of a GenBank genome assembly.
AUGUCAAAGUCGGGCGGGAGCCUCCGAUCCAAGGCGCGCAAGCAGCGCAAAGCCGCCGCGCAGAAGCAGAAAAACAAGAAAAGCGGCCGCGCGAGCCGCCGCGGCCGAGGAAGGUCCUCCUCCAGCAGCAGUAGCAGCAGCAGAAGCAGCAGCGGCUCCUCGAGCUCCGGCUCCGGCUCCUCGUCCUCGUCCUCCUCCUCCUCCGACGACGACGACGACGACGAAGAACCGCUGCCGGCGGACAUCAAAGCGGAGCAUCGGGAGCCUCACGAGACGUUUUGGCCGCAAAAGCGUCGCGACCGCUUAGCGGCGAUCCCGCGCCCGCGGCGCCCAAAAGGUAAAAAGAAGUUGCCUCCGAUCCCGGUCGACGACGCGCCGCCGAUCUUGGGAGGUGGCACGGGCUACCCGUCGGGCUGGGCGCCGCCGGCCGAGCACCCGUCAUGGAUCGAGUCGGCCGUCGUCGCCCAGGGCGGCGACAUCAAUGAUCCGCGGUAUAGACGCCCGCGCGACCGCAUCGCCGUGGCCUGCAUCGCUGCAGGCGUGCGGCCGCACCGCGGCCAGGCCGGCGUCGCGCCCAAGAAGUGGAGGACGUUCUUCGAGCAACGGGCGGAGAACUCGAGCGGCGCGGAGAAGAGGAAGUGGCAGCGCCUGGCCAAAGCGGCGGAGUCGAUCAGCGACGACUGCCGCGACGCCGCCGCCGCGAGCGCGCCUCGGCGGCCGAACUGCUGCCAGGGUUGCGCGUUGCACUGCUGCGCCGUGAUUCGGGCGAGCCGCGGCCGCAAGACGCGCCACCGGUUCCGGAAGACGCUCGCGGUCGUCGACGGCGCGGGCAAGAUCCACCUGACGUACUACGCGGACCCGGAGGACCUGCGGAACGACCACCCCGAGUGGUCGGAGAUCCACCGCCUCUGGGCGAGCGACCAGCGUCCAUUUUGUGUCCUCUCAUGUUCCACUCGUACUCAUAGGUCUGCGACUUCUGCAACGGCAAAUUUAUUGCUUUCCUGGACCUGCUCGACGACGAAGAAAUUAUCGAGUGGUUUCGCGCGGGCCUGUGUCUUCCAUCGGAAUUUGCCUCGCUCUUCACUGUUUUUGCAUGCAGAGCGCGACUACCACCUUUCUCAGAGAACGGCCGGGGCCGGCGCCAUCCCGCGGGGCGCCUAGAGUGCUGCGCUGCCGUGGGCGACGCAGUCGUUGAUGAGGUGGAGGAGGAGGUACCCGCGGCGCGAAGGGGCGUAAAUUGUGGGUGUAUGAAAGAAGCGGCCCGCGCCCGCCGCCGAUGA